Solanum tuberosum (potato) is the source of this 1048-nucleotide messenger RNA. Its product is annotated as mitochondrial outer membrane protein porin of 36 kDa-like. The record is from RefSeq and is marked provisional. Gene Ontology annotation, cellular component: mitochondrial outer membrane. Lineage: Eukaryota; Viridiplantae; Streptophyta; Magnoliopsida; Solanales; Solanaceae. Gene Ontology annotation, biological process: monoatomic anion transmembrane transport. Gene Ontology annotation, molecular function: voltage-gated monoatomic anion channel activity.
GUUCGAGUUUUUUUUUCCUUCUGUUGCAGAGAUGGUGAAGGGACCUGGACUUUACUCCGAUAUCGGCAAAAAAGCUAGAGAUCUUCUGUACAGGGACUAUGUCAGUGACCAUAAGUUCACCGUCACUACGUACAGCACAACGGGAGUGGCUAUUACCGCAUCUGGUCUGAAGAAAGGUGAAUUAUUCUUGGCGGAUGUUAGCACCCAGCUGAAGAACAAAAACAUUACCACUGAUGUAAAAGUGGACACCAAUUCCAAUGUUUACACUACCAUCACUGUUGAUGAACCUGCACCAGGACUCAAGACAAUUUUCAGCUUUGUCGUACCAGACCAGAAGUCUGGAAAGGUAGAGCUCCAGUACUUGCAUGAGUAUGCUGGGAUCAACACUAGCAUUGGACUUACAGCAAGUCCUCUUGUCAACUUCUCUGGCGUUGCUGGAAACAAUACCGUUGCUUUGGGCACUGAUCUAUCAUUUGACACUGCCACAGGAAAUUUCACAAAAUGCAAUGCUGGUCUGAGUUUUUCUUCGUCUGAUCUGAUUGCUUCUUUAGCAUUGAAUGACAAGGGUGAUACCGUCAGUGCUUCCUACUACCACACCGUGAAGCCAGUGACAAACACAGCUGUUGGUGCAGAGUUGACUCACAGCUUCUCAAGCAAUGAGAACACACUCACCAUUGGGACACAGCAUUUGUUGGACCCAUUGACCACGGUGAAGGCUCGUGUUAACAGCUAUGGUAAGGCAAGUGCUCUCAUCCAACACGAGUGGCGACCAAAAUCCCUCUUCACAAUAUCUGGUGAAGUUGACACCAGGGCAAUUGAAAAGAGCGCCAAGAUCGGGUUGGCUGUAGCCCUCAAGCCAUGAGUUCGUUACUACCUUACAGAAAAGUGAGUGAAGCAAUGUCAUUUUGUAUGAUCCAGAGUAAUAAAUUAGGUAGAUUUGUUUCAGCGCAUUAUCCUACUGCACCGGUGAGAAAAACCUUCAGCUGGUAAUGCAAACUCAUGAUUUUUGCUAAUACCCAUCCUAAAUGUUGAUUGAGGGGACUGGUUU